Molecule: messenger RNA, 2069 nt
Organism: Cucumis melo (muskmelon)
Lineage: Eukaryota; Viridiplantae; Streptophyta; Magnoliopsida; Cucurbitales; Cucurbitaceae
Product: polyadenylate-binding protein RBP47-like
Exons: 6
Coding region: 458-1747 (429 amino acids)
Cellular component (GO): cytosol
Molecular function (GO): mRNA binding
Source: RefSeq, a predicted model, not a curated record
AAGGCAGUUGCGGCGGAUGAAGAGGAGAGUGAACUUAACGACAGCACGUUGCAUAUAAAUUACUAAUAAAUUUGGACGGUUAGGAUCGUUUUAUAGGGUUUGAUCUAAGGGUUUGAGGAGCCACCGCGUCUACAAAUCCAGCCAUGAAUCGGUGGUUUAUUGAUUUGCAUUUGGUUUCGGCUGUUCCAUUCCACCCUAAUUGAGCCUCCUCUCCUUUUUCUCUCUCGCUUAUCUUCUUCUUCUUCAGCCUGCGGUUAUCAUCAACAUAUACAUCGCCAUGGAUUUCAUCUCUCACUAGCUCUAAAACCUCGAUUCAUAAGCCCUUUUUUGCGUUCUCCCUUCUCUUCAUUAUUAUCCUUCUUCUUCUUAUUCUUCUUCUUCUUCUUCUUUCUUCCAAUUUGAAUCUGUAAUUUUGUUUGUUCUUUUGAUUUUGAGCGGUACUCAAGAGUGGGAGAAGAUGCCAUCGAACGGCCCUGAUUCGCAGCCGCAGCAGCAGGCGGCGCAUCAGACAGAGCAGAAUCAGCAAACGCACAAACAGCCGCAGCCGCAGCGGUGGAUGGCGAUGCAGUAUCCGGCGGCGGCGAUGAUAAUGCAGCACCCGAUGAUGCCGCCGCAGCAUUACGUUCCUCCGCCUUCACCGCACUAUAUACCGUACCGUCAAUACCCGCCGCCGCAUCAGCUUAAUGGCCAGCAGCACCAGCAGCCACACCAGGGAUCCACCAGCGAGAACAAGACUAUUUGGGUUGGCGAUUUGCAGCAUUGGAUGGAUGAGAAUUACCUCCAUAGCUGCUUCGCAUCCACCGGCGAGAUUUCUUCCCUUAAAGUCAUUCGUAAUAAGCAAACUGGUAUAUCAGAAGGCUAUGGAUUUGUAGAAUUUUUCUCUCAUACAACAGCAGAGAAAGUUCUGCAGAACUAUUCUUCAAUUUUGAUGCCUAAUACUGAGCAAGCUUUCCGGCUAAACUGGGCAACUUUUAGCACUGGCGACAAGCGUUCAGAAAAUGGUUCUGAUCUUUCUAUUUUUGUAGGAGAUUUAGCAGCGGAUGUUACUGACAGUGUACUGCAUGAAACUUUUGCUAGUAAAUAUUCAUCUGUCAAAGCAGCAAAAGUUGUCUAUGACCCAAAUACUGGUUGUUCAAAAGGUUAUGGUUUUGUAAGGUUUGGUGAUGAUAAUGAGAGGUCUCAGGCCAUGACUGAAAUGAAUGGCAUAUAUUGCUCAAGCAGGCCUAUGCGCAUUGGUGCAGCAACGCCCAAAAAGUCAUCUGGAUAUCAGCAGCAAUAUUCUUCACAAGGAUAUGCAUCAAAUGGUUCAUUCUCCCAUGGACACCAGUCUGAUGGAGAUUUUACAAAUACAACUAUAUUCAUUGGAGGGCUUGAUCCAAAUGUUACUGAUGAAGAUCUUAAGCAGCUCUUUUCUCAGCAUGGAGAAAUAGUAUCUGUUAAAAUACCAGUUGGAAAAGGUUGUGGUUUCAUCCAAUUUGCAAACAGAAAAAAUGCUGAGGAGGCAUUGCAGAAAUUAAAUGGAACUGUGAUUGGCAAGCAAACAGUACGUCUUUCUUGGGGACGUAGUCCGACAAAUAAGCAGUACCGAGCUGAUUAUGGUAACCACUGGAGUGGAGCCUACUAUGGAGGACAAAUGUAUGGUGGAUAUGGAUACGCUCUGCCGCUACCUUAUGAUCCACCAACCAUGUAUGCAGCAGCCUAUGGAGCUUACCCUAUGUAUGGCACCCAUCAACAGCAAGUGAACUGAUGAUUGGAAGGUAGAGAAAACAAUCUAUAGUUCUUAUACAUCGCAAUUGUCCCGCCGGAAGCCUGGGGUGGGCAAAUCUUCUACGUUUCUCUGUAGGAUCUCACUCUAUCUAUAAUGAGCAAAGUUGGUUCAUUCCUGAAUGUUCAACUUUGUUCUCGAGGUUUGCUAUAAAUCCCUCCAUCCGUGGAGUGGAACCGAAUUUUGAUGGACCUGAGUUAUGUAGAAUAUGAUUUACUAACUAUUCGUUUGAGACUGCGAGAACUAAUAAGGAACUUAAAUGUUUAUUAGAAUAUAUAAUGUUAUGGCGUGUAGCGUUAGCUAA